Molecule: messenger RNA, 1917 nt
Organism: Jatropha curcas
Lineage: Eukaryota; Viridiplantae; Streptophyta; Magnoliopsida; Malpighiales; Euphorbiaceae
Gene: ATXR2
Product: histone-lysine N-methyltransferase ATXR2
Molecular function (GO): methyltransferase activity; protein binding
Source: RefSeq, a predicted model, not a curated record
UGUAGCACAGUGAUCACCUGAUUUUAUAGCGCCGUCUUACUCAUUUUUGCUUGAAGCUCGUCUUUUGUAUCAAAUACUUAACAGUCGACACAAAAAGGCUUAGCAUUUUUCCGCGUUGUAAUGGACACAGUUUGCCCACUCGAUACCAAGUGUGCUUCUCAAAUCUCUGCUCUUCUCCGUCGUCCUCCUCCUCUCCAAGUCCAGGAGUAUUUUGAGGAGCUUAUAUUGAGCAGGCAAUGCCAUGGCAUCAAAGUGAAGCAGAAUGGAAAGUUUGGAAAAGGUGUCUAUGCUGACUCACACUUUAAAGAACAGGAACUCAUUUUGAAGGACCCUAUGCUCGUGGGUAUUCAGCAUCCUUCAAACAAGAUUGACUGUCUGGUCUGCAGCUUUUGUUUCCAAUUUAUUGGCUCAAUAGAACAACAGAUUGGAAGGAAGCUAUAUUUGCAAAAUCUUGGUUUAUCAGCAAGUAAUGCAUGUGAUCAUGACGAGAUUUCAAAAGAUUCUUGUGGCAUCAAUUUAUCUGAUGAAGAAGAUGAUUGUUGCAUGAAGGAUUAUAAGACAUUGGGAGAAGGUGCUUCCAGCAGUUCCAAUGGCAAAGUUACUUUGCCUGAAGCUGUUGUGGAAUCAUUAAUGAAUGGUGAACUGGUAUUGCCUCACUCCAACAAAUUUCCUUUGCCUUCAGCAAUUUCUUGUCCCGGGGGAUGCACGGAAGCUUACUACUGUAGCAAAACAUGUGCAGAAGCAGAUUGGGAAUCCUCUCAUUCAUUACUUUGCACUGGGGAGAGAUCAGAAUCACUAUCUAGAGAUGCACUUCUGAAAUUUAUGCAACAUGCAGAUGAAACAAAUGACAUCUUUCUCCUUGCAGCAAAGACAAUUUCUUUCACCAUUUUAAGGUAUAGAGAGCUAAAAGCUGCUCGCCUAAAAGGACAAUACAAGUGCAUUCAUCCUGUUGAUUCAGAAUGCCCUGCGCUUACUUUACUUUUGGAGGCAUGGAAACCUGUAUCAAUUGGAUACAAGAGAAGGUGGUGGGAAUGUAUUUCAUUGCCAGAUGAUGUUGAUCAUUCUGAUGAAACUACAUUUAGGAUGGAAAUCAGGGACCUUGCAUACACGUCAUUGCAGCUCCUUAAGGCUGCUAUCUUUGACCUGGAAUGUGAACCCUUAUUCUCCCUUGAAAUCUAUGGAAAUAUUAUUGGCAUGUUUGAGCUGAAUAAUCUUGAUUUGGUUGUAGCGUCUCCAGUGGAGGAUUAUUUUUUGUACAUUGAUGAUCUUCCAUAUCCUGAAAAGAGUAAAGCCGAGGAAAUUACGCAGCCAUUCCUAGAUGCUCUUGGUGAUGGCUAUUCGGUUUGCUGUCAAGGUACUGCGUUCUAUCCUUUACAGAGCUGUAUGAACCACUCCUGUUGCCCGAACGCAAGAGCAUUCAAAAGAGAGGAAGACAGGGAUGGCCAAGCAACAAUCAUUGCCCUCAGACCCAUUUGCAAGGGAGAAGAGAUUACCAUUUCAUAUAUAGAAGAGGACCUUCCGGUUGAGGAGAGGCAGGCAUUACUCGCAGAUUACGGCUUCAGAUGCAGGUGUGCCAAGUGCUUAGAAGAAGAGAAACUUAUCUCUAAUUGAGAGUAUACAAAAAGGAAGCCAUUAAAGAGGCUCUGACUUUGAAGUGAAAGAAUACAUAUAAUAGAGAAGAAGGGAAGAAGGUGAAAAAUGAAAAAGGAACAGAAAUCACAGUUUUGUUUAACCUUCACCAAUUCAUACAGAUCCUGUUUAUUUUAGAUCCUUAUAUCAAAUUGUGGAAUUCGGAAAGCAGGAUAUGUCUGUGUCUCGCUACUUUAGCAUCCCAUUAGAUGGUUACCCCAAAGUUUAUAAUCAGUGUAAGUUCCCAUUUAGUUAUAGUUUUUAAUAUUAAAUAUUUCUUCCGUCUCA